AUGGCAGACACAACAAACAAUGCACCUCAAACCUCCUCCUUUUCGGCUACGGUUGUCAAGAAGCACAAGAGUUUCAAAAAACUAGGCCUCCAAUUUGGUGCCAAACCCUUGCCACAGGAUCCCAGUCAGUACAUUGUCUUCCUCGCCAAGGUGACUGGUGCUUUUUCCAAAAAGACCUUUUUGGUUCCUGGUUUGCAAGUCUUGUCGGUCAACCAAACCAUUGUCUCAACCCCGGACGAAGCCUUUGAGGCAUGCGAGCGAAUUCAGGUGGGACACAUUGUCAGUAUUGAAGUCGAAGGGUCUCUACAUAAGGCAAACAAGAAGAAACCAAAGUCCAUAUUUGGUUCCUUUUCCAAGACCAACAAGACGGAAAAGCUGGGAAUUUCCAUCAAACAAGUGGAUGCCUUUGUUUCUGAAGACAUUGUGGGAGAUGGAGACGAAGAAGUAGGAACCGUCAUUCAGAUUACGGCGGUUGAAAAGGAUGGUCUCUUUCCCAAACUAAAGGUUGGCAGCAUAUUGCAUUCUGUCAAUGGGCAAGUCGCGACUUCUUUCAAGAAGACAUUGGGGUGGUUGAAAAACAGUAAACAAUUGACACUGAUUGUACUGGACCCUCCCAAGGAAGAUUUGCAAGAAUCAUCGCCAAGAGGACUCUACACAGAAGACACGACGACGGAUGCUCCCAUUUCUCCGUCACAUUCCAUCGAACGUCUAGAAGCGGAGAAGAUGAGCAGGGAUCGGUUUCCAACUCCCUUGGGGCUUGUGGAAAUCAAUCCAUUGCUCGCGCAAAACUCCUCCGUCAAUAUUGUGCCCACGACUACCAAAAUUGAUCCACUCAAGGAUAGUGCUAUUGGACAGCAUGUUGGGGAACCACAAGAUACCUCCAAUGAUAGGCUGAGAGUCAUUGCCUGUGUGAUGCGGCCUAAUUUGGAGAUUCCACUCGGCCUGACCUUUCGGCAAGACACAAAGGAUGGGGGUGUCAUAAUUGUCAAGGUCGAGCGAGAUGGCAUUUUUGCACACACUGGACUCGAAGCGAACCAAAAAAUUGUGAGAAUCAAUGGACAUAUGCAUCCAUCCACCACAGUCAACAGCGGGGCUGGCAAACAACAACAGUUUGAUCAAGCAGUCGACUUGUUGCUUCAAGCCAAGGGAAGAGUCACCAUUGAAGCGGAAAGUGAUAAUGAUGCUUCUCAAAUCGUCACCAGAGAACGUCGGAUCUUUAGUAUUCAAAAGGCAAAGAGAACUUUGCAAUUGGACAUUGGACUCCAGGAAAACAUCCGUGAGAAUUGCGUUCAAAUUACCAAGGUUUCUCCGACUUUGGACAAGGUGCUGGGGCUCAAGAACGGUUUGCAGCUUCGUUACAUCAAUGGCAAGGCUUGCAAUCCUUACGAUAUUACCAGUGUUCACAAACAAAUGGAUGAAGCCUUUCCGAUACUCUCAUUGGAAUGCAUUGCCAAGUUAGAACCACAAGCAGCAAUAGCUCUAAGUCCAACGGGAAGCAGUCCGGCAAAUGUUCGAGUGGUAGCAUGCAUCAUUCGACCCGAUGUUUCGGUGGAUCUGGGAAUGACUUUUCGACGCGACAUUCAAAGUGGCUGCCUUAUAAUUGAUACUGUGGCAUCCAAUGGAUUGUUUGCUAAAACGGGGAUUCGCGCCAAUCAAAAAAUUAUCAAGAUCAAUGGUCAUCCGUAUGCUCACAUAUCGGCACUGAAAUUGACACAAGCCAUCCAACUGUUACACGAAAGCCAGGGAAGACUGACGAUUGAAGCUGAAACCGUAUUAUCAUCUUCACCAUCCUCGCCGCAAGGCCAAAUCGAUAAUAACAUUUUCACGAUUCAAAAGGCCAAGAAGAGUUUCCAGUUGGGACUUGGUUUACAACAAGUCAAGUCACCGGGAAGGCCAGCUUCGAUUAUUAUAUGCAAUGUUUCUCCGACGCUAGAAAAAGUUCUCGGAUUGAGAAAGGGACUUGAAUUGUUGUGCAUCAAUGGGGUACCUUGCGAUGCCAAUAACAUACCUAGUGUCCAUGCUCAAAUGGACUUGGCAUUUCCCAUGCUGUCCUUAGAGUGCAAAGAACCUCCUGUCACUCCUUCAGAAAACCGGCGCCCAUCGCGAUUGGCAGCUCCUACGAAGCCAGUGGAAGAAAAGAAGAAUGAUGAAUCGGAGGAGGACGAGGAAUCGUGGAUGGUCCGAGAACAUGCAAUGGCGGAAGACGCCCUACCAGUCCCAGUCUUUGCUUCCAACAAGUCGACGGCCAAGAUUGUUCGAACAGUGGUGGUGGAAAUUCCAAAGACCAAGCUGUUGGGCAAGCCAUCGUCUGUCGAUCAAUUGUUGGGGCUCACUUUGGCAAAACACCGUCAUUUGAAUGCAGUCGUGAUUACUCGUAUUGCGGAUGAAAGUCUUCUCUCUGGACAGUUCUGCGAAGGACAAGUCAUGGUGGGGAUUAACCACAUAUCGUGUCCUCUGACGACGGAAUCGACCUUCAAGAUGCUGCGGCGCAAAGCGAAGGAAGGUCCAUCGUUGCGGAUUGAAGCAGGCGAUGUCGAACAUGUAGUGGAUCCCGAUGGCUUUGGCCACAAGCAAACCUUUCGAUCGUCGCCGGCUGCCAUCCGGAAGGAGAAUCACAAUUCUGCAGCUGAAGAGGAAGAAGCGAACCGCAUGAUGGAGGCCAUUCGAAUUGGCAUGAUCAAGGCGACGGACGAAGAAAUCAAGGAAGAAUACGACAUGACGGGGCCUGUCUAUUCGGACGAUAUGGAAUUUGACGACUUUUCACCCAUGCCUAAGAUUAUCAUGGAAGGGCUUCCACCGGAGCUCUUCCCCAACCAGAGCACCUCGCCACAAGCUGCUACCGGAAAGAACACUCAAAAGAAAUCGAAACAAAAGAAGAAAGAUCAAGUUUACUACCACGAUGAGCAUCCCGAGGUGUUUGAUUGUUGA
Messenger RNA from Cylindrotheca closterium, 2928 nucleotides. The record is from the annotation of a GenBank genome assembly. Lineage: Eukaryota; Bacillariophyta; Bacillariophyceae; Bacillariales; Bacillariaceae.